AUGCGCGGAGUCAGCGUACUCGCCUCCUGGGCCCCCGGGGUCAGCGCGAGGCCAAUUGGUCUGUCCCGGGGAAGGCCAGUGAGGGAUGUCUUUCCCGGAGCACGGUAUCCUAUAUUUGCGCCUGGUACUCACGGCGUCUUGCGCCGACCCUUCUCUGCGAAUGCCCGCUCAGCCCGUACUGGCAAUGAACUUGGAAUCUGGGGUCUAGUGUCCAAGAACAACCCCCGAUUUGGCGUCCUCCAACCUCGUAUCUUCGGUGCGACCCGGCCUUUCUCCUCGACACAACGGAAAUUAGAAGCGAAACCCCCGGUACCCCCGGCCAAUGCACCAAAGGCGAAUCCUGCAGUCCCUGAGGGCAAGGAACCCGAGGGGGUAGACCAUGGAUUCGAACUAUCUGAAAGGGCAGCACAGGCUGCGCAGGUCAACCUCCGUGCGAAACUUCACAAAGAUGGUGCUUCGGGAAAGAAAGCUGGUUUCAAGGAAAUUUGGAGACUUCUGCUUAUUGCGCGCCCCGAGGCAAAGAAGCUUUUCCUGGCCUUCACCUUUCUGUUGAUUUCUUCCGGUAUUACUAUGUCGAUUCCGUUUUCUAUUGGAAAGAUCAUGGAUGCGGCGACGAAGUCCGCCGGUGAAGGAGGUGCCCACGAACUCUUCGGUCUCAGCGUUCCCAUGUUUUACACUGCGUUGGCUGGAAUAAUGACCAUCGGUGCCGCGGCAAACUACGGGCGUAUAAUUAUUCUGCGCAUUGUUGGUGAACGUGUCGUCGCGCGGCUUCGGUCAAAGCUUUUCCGGCAGACUUUUAUCCAGGACGCCGAGUUCUUCGAUGCGAACCGAGUGGGAGAUUUGAUUUCUCGCCUCAGCUCCGACACUAUUAUCGUGGGAAAAAGUAUCACACAAAACCUGUCGGAUGGACUGCGCGCAGGCGUCAGCGGCGCGGCAGGGUUUGGUCUGAUGGCAUAUGUCAGCCUUAAACUGUCAAGUAUCCUGGCAUUGCUGCUCCCCCCGAUUGGCCUUGGUGCCUUCUUCUAUGGUCGCGCUAUCCGGAAUUUGAGCCGCAAGAUCCAGAGAAACUUAGGAGAUCUGACGAAGAUCGCCGAGGAGCGUCUAGGCAAUGUGAAAACCAGCCAGUCGUUCGCCGGGGAGGUCAUUGAGGUUAACCGGUACAACACUCAAGUGCGAAAAAUCUUCGAACUUGGAAAGAAGGAAUCUUUAAUUAGCGCGACAUUUUUCAGCUCCACUGGCUUCAUGGGCAACAUGACGAUCUUGGCACUCCUCUAUGUUGGGGGUGGCAUGGUUCAGUCUGGUGGCAUCAGCAUUGGAGAGUUAACGUCGUUCCUCAUGUACACGGCCUAUGCAGGUUCCAGCAUGUUCGGGCUGUCCAGCUUCUACUCUGAGCUGAUGAAGGGUGUUGGUGCCGCUAGCCGUCUUUUCGAAUUACAGGAUCGCAAGCCGACGAUAUCACCCACAAAGGGUAAUAAGGUCAUCUCUGCCCGUGGUCCCAUCCGGUUUGAAAACGUAUCUUUCAGUUAUCCCACACGGCCUGCUGUCCCCAUCUUCAAGGAUUUGAACUUUGAGAUCCCCCAGGGAACCAAUGUUGCCAUCGUUGGACCUUCUGGUGGCGGCAAAUCGACCAUCGCUUCGUUGUUGCUUCGGUUCUACAACCCUACUGGGGGCAAAAUUCUCAUCGAUGGAAAGGACAUCAGUGCAAUGAACGCAAAGUCUCUCCGCAGAAAGAUUGGCGUGGUCUCCCAAGAGCCGGUUCUUUUCUCCGGUACUAUAGCUGAGAACAUCUCAUACGGAAGUCCGCAGGCGACGAGAUCUGAGAUUAUUGCCGCAGCUCGCAAGGCAAACUGUCAGUUCAUCAGUGACUUUCCGGAUGGCUUGGAUACUCAAGUGGGUCCUCGAGGCGCUCAGCUUUCUGGUGGACAGAAGCAGCGUAUCGCGAUUGCGCGGGCCCUGAUCAAGGAUCCUGAUAUCCUCAUUCUCGACGAGGCCACGUCUGCCCUUGAUGCCGAGUCUGAAACUCUUGUGAACAGCGCCCUUGCGGCUCUCCUACGUGGCAACAAUACAACGAUCAGUAUCGCCCACCGUCUUUCUACAAUUAAGCGGUCUGACACAAUUGUUGUUCUUGGGCCCGAUGGCAAGGUAGCCGAGCAAGGCUCGUAUGAAGAGCUUAGUGCUCGGCCGGAUGGUGCCUUCACGAAAUUGAUGGAGUGGCAGAUGAGUGGUGGUGAUGUGUCGCAGCCACCAAGUGCUGCUCCCAUCAGCCCAGAGACGGAAGAAAAGCUCUGGCAGAUGGAGCAAGAGGAGUCCAUGGAAGAGGAUGUCGAUGCUGAUGAGUCUCAGGACGAGGAACUGCAAAAGAAGCGGUGA
Aspergillus terreus NIH2624 is the source of this 2370-nucleotide messenger RNA. It is a transcript of the gene mdr2, whose product is annotated as ATP-binding cassette permease mdr2. NCBI's taxonomy places the organism in Eukaryota, Fungi, Ascomycota, Eurotiomycetes, Eurotiales, Aspergillaceae. Gene Ontology annotation, cellular component: membrane. The coding region runs from base 1 to 2370 and encodes 789 amino acids. The record is from RefSeq and is a predicted model, not a curated record. Gene Ontology annotation, molecular function: ATP hydrolysis activity; ABC-type oligopeptide transporter activity; ATP binding. Gene Ontology annotation, biological process: transmembrane transport. The transcript is spliced from 3 exons.